This is a messenger RNA of Anarrhichthys ocellatus (wolf-eel), 7470 nucleotides long. It is a transcript of the gene pik3c2b, whose product is annotated as phosphatidylinositol-4-phosphate 3-kinase, catalytic subunit type 2 beta. NCBI's taxonomy places the organism in Eukaryota, Metazoa, Chordata, Actinopteri, Perciformes, Anarhichadidae. Gene Ontology annotation, molecular function: 1-phosphatidylinositol-4-phosphate 3-kinase activity; 1-phosphatidylinositol-3-kinase activity; phosphatidylinositol binding. The transcript has 33 exons. Gene Ontology annotation, cellular component: phosphatidylinositol 3-kinase complex; cytoplasm; plasma membrane. The record is from RefSeq and is a predicted model, not a curated record. Gene Ontology annotation, biological process: cell migration; phosphatidylinositol-mediated signaling; phosphatidylinositol 3-kinase/protein kinase B signal transduction.
UUCGGAGCAGCUGCUGAAGAGAGGCUGACGCACAGCCGAUCAGCUCGCUACAGACCGGGGGUUCAGUGGAGACAUCGGAACCUCGUACAGUGUUUAACCCGUAAACAGAGGCUCACACAGCGGGGCCGGUGAUCCGGUUCUACCGGCUGAAUGUGUUGGAACAACCGGCUGUUAAUCUGGAUACACCGACAGCGACUCCACACUUAAAGGGGGCUUGAUGGAAUUGUAUUCAUUUUUUUGCCAGGAAAGUAAACAGCUUUAAAAUGGCAACCACCGCCCGCUCCUCGCGACCGUAGCGCGAGACUCAGCAGCUGCAUGUGUCCUCGCUGGUUCCUCUAGCAGCAGAUCGGGCAUCAUGUCGGCGGCUCAGACCCAGAAGGAGAGCGGCGAGGCGGGCUGGGGCUGUCUGGAGGCUCUGGGUCUCAGUCAGAAGGACCUGGUCCUGGCCGAGGCCCUUCAGAUGGAGUACGACGCCCUCUCCAGGCUCAAGCAGGACAAGAGCGGAACCACAGAACCCAGCCAGACCGGCUCCAGAACGCCGACCCGCUCCAAGACCCCCAAUCCCACCAUCGAACGACCGCGACCCACCCCCAGCCAGCCUGUUCCUGCCCCCGCAGGAGGAGGCCUGCUGAGGGGCCUCUCUGGUUCCGACCCCUCCCUGAACCAGCCUGGAGGGUCACGUUCUCCGUACUCCAUGCCCACCAGGGCGCUGCCUCCUCAGGGAGGCGUCUUCAAAGAGUCCCCGUACAUCCUGGACAGUCCGGAGGUCAGCAAGUUCAGGGACUUCCCCGGUUCCAGCCCCGGGGACUCUCUUGGAUCCGGGUCGGGACUUCUUUCUAAGGGCUUCUUCCCCUCUCUUCCGGAUGAUGUCCCCCCCGCCCUCCCCCCAAGAAACCCCGUACCCACGUCGUCGGGGUCAGAGAACCCCUUCCUGCCCCCUCGAGCGUCCCCCGCUCCCCGCGACGUGAACCUGUUCACGCCCGACGUGGAUCCGCCCAAAGUGAGUUCAGGAGAGCUGAACUACGACAACAUCAACGACUCGCUGUCCCGACUCAACGGGAGCCGCCAGGGCCCCCGAGGUCGGCGGGCCAACGGGGACCAAUCGGGGAAGCCCGUCGCUCGGAGUAAGACCCUCCCCCCUCAAGUCCCGCCCAGGACGUAUGUACCGGUUCCCAAGAGCAACAAGAACCAACGGCGUGUCUCUGCAGACCCGGUGUCUCUGGGCUCCAGGAUGAACGGGUUUGGAUACGAACUGUUCCAGGUGUCUGAGGAGAGAGACGAGGAGGUGGCAGCUUUCUGUCACAUGCUCGACGUCUUACGCUCGGCGUACCCGCACAGCGACAGCUUGAAGAAUGGCGGCUUCGUCUGGUCUCCGUCCGUCGGUCUGGAGGAGCUGCAUCAGGGUCUGGGGGUCAGCGUGAAGGUCACGGUCAUCAGUGAGCACUUCAGAGAGCCACUCACCUUUACCUGUGAUGGUUCGUCCACGGUGGACCUGCUCAUCUAUCAGACUCUGUGUUACGCUCAGGACGAUCUGGAUCACAUGGACGUGGACGACUACCUGCUGAAGGUCUGUGGACACGACGAGUUCCUCAACAACGCUCAGACUCUGGCCGGUCUGGAGUUUGUUCAACAGUGUCUGAAGUUCGACUGGGACGUCCGACUGGUGCUCACCAAGAGAUGCUCCAUCAACACGGAGCUGUCCCGCACGAAGGGAGACGAUGAGACGUUGUCCACCAUGAACCACAACAUCCUGCUGCAGGAGCGUCCAAUCAAACAGACUGUCACCAGGGAGGCUCUGACUCUUCUGCUGGAUACUUUUCAUAAUGAAGCCGAGUACUUCCUGCUGUCAGAGGCGGAGCUGCCGCUGCACGUGGAGCGUCUCGUCCAAUCGGUGAAGGCACUCUGCAACUCGUUAGCUGCCGUGGAGACGCCCGAUGUGACCUCCGCUCUCAGCCAGCUCCCAGCAUGCCCCUGUCGUCUGCAGCCCAAAGUCCUCAAGGAUGCGUCAGUGCUCACUGUCAGAGAGAACAGAGAGAAAGUGGUGGAGAAGUUGACGGCGGCCAUCUUGGAUCUGGUAGAUCUGUACUGCAGCACGUUCAACGCCAACUUCCACACGACGGCUCAGAGUCGCUGCUGCACGGCACCGGUGCAGGAGGCCGGCCUCGUCACCAACGUGCUCUCCUUCAACGUGCACGCCGCCCACCGCAUUCCCAUCACCUGGGCCGCCAGUUACGAGGGUUUCUUCCUGUCCUGCUCUCUGACUCACGGAGGGGCGGAGCUCUGCGCGCCGCAGCACACCAGCAAACAGUCGGUCAGCAAAUACCUGUUCCACCUGGUGGUGUGGGACCAGAGGGUGUGUUUCCCGGUGCAGAUCAACCAGCUGCCCAGAGAGUCUCAGCUGACGGUGACUCUGUACGCCAGCUCUCUGCCGCCCCCCGGAGGAGCUGAGGAGAAGGGCAGGCAGCGGCGCAGCAUCGAGGCUCUGGGCUGGGUCACCAUGCCGCUCUUCAACUUCAGACAUGUGUGUGGACUGACCUGUGUGUACAAACAAAUUUCAUUUUAAAGGGUCACAAGUUCUUAUCUUGUCUCUGUGUCUCUCUCUCUCUCUCUCUCUCUCUCUCUCUCUCUGUCUGUCUCUCAGGUGGACUUCCCCACCUCGUCGUUCGAGGUCCUGUUCAGUACUCCUCCUCCGGCAGACUUCUGUCCUCAGUAUGACUUCUCUAGACUGGACACCAUCAGUCAGAUCCAGCUGCAGGACGUCCUCCACAAGAAGGCUGUCUUCUGGUUGACAGUGGAGGACAGGCGUCUUCUUUGGGAGAAGAAGGCCUUCUGUCAGUCAGAGAGUGCAGCUCUUCCUCUGGUCCUGGCCAGCGCCCCCUGCUGGGAGUGGGCCUGCCUGCCGGACAUCUACGCCCUACUGAGACAGUGGGCCUGUCUGGGUCACCAGGACGCCCUGGGACUCCUCCACGCCUCGUUUCCGGACCAGGAGCUGAGGAGGACGGCUGUUCAGUGGAUGGACUCCAUCUCAGAUCCAGAGCUACUGGACUUCCUGCCUCAGCUCGUCCAGGCUCUGAAGUACGAGUGUUACCUCGACAGCUCUCUGGUUCGGUUCCUCCUACGGAGAGCCAUCGGGGACAUUCGCAUCGCUCACUACCUCUUCUGGCUGCUGAAGGACAACCUGCAGGACAGUCAGUUCAGUGCUCGGUAUCAGCACCUUCUGGCCGCUCUGCUCUGCUGCGUCGGUCGAGGUCUCCGAGAAGAGUUCGACCGUCAGUGCUGGCUCGUCUCCGUCCUCGCCACCGUGGCACACAAAGUCAGAGACGCCUCGCCGUCCAACAGACAGUGUGUGCUCAGGGAGGGUCUGGAGGAGAUGAAGCAGUUCUUCUCAGUGAACAGCAGCUGCAGACUUCCUCUGAACCCGGCACUGCUUGUCACAGGAAUCAACAUCCAGUCGUGUUCCUUCUUCAACUCCAACGCUGUUCCUCUCAAACUGUCCUUCCAAAACCUGGACUCUGUGGGAGACAACAUCAACGUCAUCUUCAAGUCAGGAGACGACCUACGGCAGGAUAUGCUGACUCUGCAGGUGAUCCGGAUCAUGAACAAGAUCUGGAUCGAGGAGGGUCUUGACAUGAGGAUGGUCAUCUUCAAAUGUUUCUCCACCGGCAGAGGACGAGGUAUGGUGGAGAUGAUUCCUCAGGCUGACACUCUGAGGAAGAUCCAGGUGGAACAUGGGGUCACCGGGUCCUUUAAAGACCGACCGCUGGCCGACUGGCUGCAGAAAUACAACCCCACUGAUGAGCAGUAUGACAAGGCGGUGGAGAACUUCAUCUUCUCGUGUGCCGGCUGCUGCGUGGCGACCUAUAUCCUGGGAAUCUGUGACCGCCACAACGACAACAUCAUGCUGAAGACCAGCGGCCACAUGUUCCACAUCGACUUCGGGAAGUUCCUGGGACACGCACAGAUGUUCGGGAACAUCAAACGGGACCGUGCCCCCUUCGUGUUCACCUCCGACAUGGCGUACGUCAUCAACGGAGGAGACAAACCGUCGAGCCGCUUCCACGACUUUGUGGAUCUCUGCUGCGAGGCGUACAACCUGAUCAGGAAACACGCACACCUGUUCCUCAACCUGCUGGGCCUGAUGUUGUCCUGUGGGAUCCCUGAACUGUCUGAUCUGGAUGAUCUGAAGUACGUCUACGAUGCGCUGAGACCUCACGAGUCUGAGGCCGACGCCACCAUGUACUUCACCAGGCUGAUAGAGUCCAGUCUGGGCAGCGUCGCCACCAAACUCAACUUCUUCAUCCACAACCUGGCCCAGAUGAAGUUCGCCUCCUCCGAGGAUCGGCCCACGCUGUCCUUCGCUCCCAGAGUCCACACGGCGAAGAGCGACGGCCUCAUCAGGAACCUCUACAUCUGCCGACACAUCAGGGCCGCCAGCGCCGGCAAGGCAUACUCGUUUGUAGUGAAGGUGGAGCGUGAGGGUCAGCAGGAGGCGCUGCUGGUUCAGAGGACGUUUGAAGAGUUUCAUGAACUUCACAGCAAACUGAGACUCAUCUUCCCCUCAUCCAAACUACCCAGUUUCCCGAGCCGCCUUGUGAUCAGUCGUUCCCGUGGAGAGGCGACGGCUGACCGGAGGAAGGACGAGCUGAACGGUUACGUGUGGCACCUGAUCCACGCCGCCCCGGAGGUCGCUCAGUGCGACCUCGUCUACACCUUCUUCCACCCGCUGCCCCGAGACGAGAGACCCGGACCGACGGCCACCAAACCAGCAGAGCUCACGUGGUCUCCAGCUGCAGGCAAAGAGCUCGGCGAGGUCAAACUGUCGAUCUCCUACAAGAACGACAAGCUCUUCAUCAUGGUGAUGCACAUACGAGGCCUGCAGCCCCUGCAGGACGGCACAGACCCGGACCCCUACGUGAAGCUGUACCUCCUCCCAGACCCGCAGAAGACCAGCAAGAGGAAGACCAAGGCGGCUCGACGCACCUGUAACCCGACCUACAACGAGAUGCUGGUGUACGAGCGGAUCCCCCGGGGGGACCUGGACCAGAGGGUGAUCCACCUGCGGGUCCUCGGUGACGGGUCUUUCUGGGAGAACACCCUGCUGGGCGAGACCUUCAUCCCUCUGAAGACGCUGGUCCCGGGUCAGCACUGGGUGGACUGGCACCAGCUGGGCGCCGCCGGCUCAGACUCCGCCCACUGACGGACCGGGAAGCGGUGGAUUUAAAAAGGGAGAGAAGAAGAGAACCAGUUCUCCUCAGGAGGACGGAAGAAGAAAAAAGGAAAGUCCUUUCAAAGUAAAAGCCGUGUGGCUGAUCCUCCCUCUGUGUGUGAGGGAGUUUAAGGUUAAAGCAGCAGUUUAACUUCACUAAUGUCAUUUUUAGAAUGUUUGGUUUGUUUUAAAGACAAAAUCUGAACUUUUAUUGAAAAUUAUUUGAAUUUAUUUUCAUGAUCAGGUCCUUUUUAAACUUUAAAAAUGUCUGGUGAUGUGAUUACAAACAAACUGAACAAUGAAGUCACUUAAAAGUUAAACUAACUCACUAGUUCUUCUGUUAGCUUCAGAUUCAAUGAACAAUUAAUGGAAUCAUUUCUCUCACUGAAAGAAGAAAAACGGAUGAGAAGUUAAAGAUUAAUAUAAUGAUGAUUACAAUUAAAAUAUUUAGUUUCUCACACACACACACACACAGGUGCAUGCUGGGAAAUUAAGACGUUUAUCAGCAGAAACAAAAGUUCAGAAGUUGGUUCACAUUUCACACAUUUUUUUUUAAUUGUCUCACUUUAAUACUGUUUGAUUUCUGCAGAAAUGAUGAAAUACUGAAUCGUACCAGAGAGAUCAUUUGUGGCCAGUCGAGUCAUUUUUCUUUUCGAGCUGCAUUUAAAGAAUAUUCCAGAGACCGUUUAGUUUUUUGCAGCUUUUAGUGUCCUGAAAAUAAAACCCCUCAAACGUUCGCUGGGCUUCAGUGGUAGAGACGUUUAAACUUUGUGUCUGUACGAGCAGAGCUUUAGCCUCAAUGUUGCUAACAGCAUAUUUUUAUAGUGAGGACGAUUUCAUUUUUCUAUCUGUGGUGCACGAGAGAGAAAGAUCCUGUUUGUCUCUCCGGCUCUUUGUUUCCACAUUUCAUACCUUAAUAUUUUUUUUUAUCCUGUGAUUUUGUACUUUUUGUUGUUUUUUGGGGGGGGGGGGGGGGUUAAGCGACCUCUCUGGAUUCCUGAUAAUCCGGCUGCAGUGAAUCUAAAGGGAGCCGAGUUUGUCUCCUGCUGGUUGUUUCUGCGCCGUAGACAAACUGAAGGAGGUGAAGCCUGCAGGAAACAAACUCCACCGAUCUGCUCAGCACUCGCUUCCAAAUGUGAAAACCUUGAAUCUCAGCAUUCUGAGAGAAGCCAUGUUUCUUUUUUCUCACAUAUUUGAGGUGAAUCGAGCCCCAUUGACACUGAACUCGUAUCACCAGGAAGGUCUUCUGUGAUCUUAAUCCCGUGCAAAUCUGCCAUGUCAACUUUCCUUCUAAGUCGUUAGUCAGUCAAGUUAACAUCAACCGCACUCUUUUCCUAACUCUCACUCUGUGAAGCCGGAAGUUUAUUGUGAAAGGACACUGUGCAUGUAACGCGUUAAUGUUGACAUGCCGUCCCUGAGGCGUCCUGGAGUCACUCUGGUAAUACUCGUCCUGUGCAAAUAGGAGCUUUCUUUAUAUGUUUGACCCUGACGCUCUCCUGUCGUUCUUUUAAAUGGAUCCAAUCAAUCAAUAUUGAUCACAUCAGAGCUGCAGACGUUUGAGCCGCUGGUUGUAUUCGGUCACUGUCGCCCAAUCGGUCAGUCGAUCCACAACUAUUUAGAUAAUCAAGUAAUCUUUCAUGUAACGAUGGCAGAGAAAGCAGAAUUCUGCCUCUCAGAUGUUGUGGAGAUGUCCUAUUAAACUGAACAUCUUUGAGAUAAAACGAGACAUUUAAAUGCCUCAGUUUAGAGGAACUGUGAUGGACAUUUCUUCACCAUUUUAGACCAAAACUAUGAAUUGAUGAAUCUAGAUUAUAAUCUGCAGAUUAAUUAUUAAGAAAUAAAUAAAAAUACUUGUUGCAGUCCUGGUUUCAAAAAAAAUACUUUAAAUUACAGGUGGUGUGAACAUGAGAUAUACUCAGACAGAAAAGUGGAUUUAGUGUGAGGUGGUUUAAAUCAUCGCCUCUGUUUAAAAAGGGCCGUUUUUUAGAUAGUUUGGUAAAGCUGUUGACAUGGUGACGAGAGUGAUGUGCAGUGAAGGUGGCGACACACUGAGGAGACAGGAAACAGGAGCAGAAUGUAAGUUCACAGUGAACUGAUCUUUAAGUACUGUACAGACUCAACUUAAUAAUAAAUGUGAUUAGGUUCUUUUCCACGGCAGCGUAGUCCGAUUUUAGAAGCUCUUUAUGAUUAAUGUGUAUUAAUUUUAUUCUGAACAUGUUUUGUAUUAUUUGCACUACAAAAUAAACUUGAAUUGAAGAAAAAAA